AUGGCCGUUCUUGAAGCAGACGUUUGUUGUGGGUUGGAAAAUGUUGCAAUUCCAGCUGUUAGCGACGUAGAAGGCACAAUAUUGUCUGAUAUUAAGUACACUCCCACCAAUGUUGCUGGUCCAGGAGCCCCAACAGACCCCAGUGAGAUCAUGUACGCCGGCUGUGACUGUCAAACUCCCACUUGCCCCUCGGACUGCCCCUGUAUCCUCCGAUAUGGGCCGACAUACGACAACGCUGGCUGCCUUCUGACAGAAGAAAGAGAAAACUUCCUCCGCUGCAAACCAAUCCUGGAGUGUAACUCCUCCUGUCGGUGUGGGGAAAAGUGUUAUAACCGUGUUGUACAGAAGGGUGUCUCCUUAAAACUCGAAGUCUUCCGCACCCCUCGAAAAGGAUGGGGACUGCGGGCUGCUGAGAGAAUACCGUUAGGAAGAUUCGUGUGCGAGUACGCCGGGGAGGUACUCGGGUUACAGGAGGCAAGGAGAAGAACUCGGAACAUGAAACACGAAGAUAUGAACUACAUUCUCACUCUCAGGGAACACAUCGCAAGUGGAAGGGUAGUAGAGACACAUGUGGAUCCUACCUACAUAGGGAAUGUUGGUAGAUACAUCAACCACUCCUGUUCUCCAAACUUGCUCAUGCUACCAGUCAGGGUGGACUCGGAGGUCCCCAAACUUGCCCUCUUUGCCAGGAAGGACAUAGAAGUAGGAGAGGAGCUUUCGUUCGACUAUUCCGGAGAGUACGGCAACGUCGCAACUCAGAAAAAGUUACAGAAGGAAAGAGAGAAGAGCAAAGACUGUUCAAAACUGAAACCGUGCUUCUGUGGGUCUGAGAUGUGUGCAGGAUUUCUACCUUUUGAUCCAAGUCUGUAUCAAGUGCAAUCAAAGUAAAGACUAAUCAAACAACAUCAAGAUGAUGACUUUUACCUAGUCAUUUUAAUUGGGUUUACACUUGUUUUAUACCAUCUUCGUCCAAAGUAGAGCCUAUCUUUUUUUUCAAAAGCACAUAUUAACUUAUUAAGCACCCAUAGAGUGAAGCAACUGUUUAGUAUCAGUCAACAUAAUCACUGGAAUAAAAAGCUACUUAUUUUCAAACCUGUUGAUAAA
Messenger RNA from Branchiostoma belcheri (Belcher's lancelet), 1104 nucleotides. Its product is annotated as histone-lysine N-methyltransferase SETMAR-like. Gene Ontology annotation, molecular function: protein binding; histone H3K9 methyltransferase activity; zinc ion binding. The record is from RefSeq and is a predicted model, not a curated record. Gene Ontology annotation, cellular component: nucleus. Lineage: Eukaryota; Metazoa; Chordata; Leptocardii; Amphioxiformes; Branchiostomatidae. The transcript is spliced from 2 exons. The coding region runs from base 1 to 888 and encodes 295 amino acids.